UCUGUUUACAAAUAUAUCCAUCAAAACCUGUUCAUAAAACUCUACUUUUCCCCUUAUAGGAGACAUGAGUACCGAUCAAACGCAGGCAUUGCUUUCGGUUGAAGCUGAAGCAUACGUAGAUGCCCUUGAAGUGUAUGAUUUAAAAGAUGUAGGAUGUGAAAAGUGGAGCCGCCAACAUGAGUACAUCGAGAAGUUGAACAUGCAAGCUGUGAUAAGUGCAUCGGCACAGGAAGAAGAAUUUGUGAAGGAAUAUUUGAUAACUGCUGCAAAAAUACCUCUAUUAAUCCAGGAUCUGUUGUCGGUGGAGAUUUGGAAACAGAAAAUAUUUACAGAAUUCUCCAACAUUAACUUUCAACCAAAAACUACAUUCCCUAUAUACAUGGUGCUGUAUCAUGAAGCCACUGUAGCCAAUCUGCUGGAGACUGUGCUAUUCCACCGAGAGUCGUGUGAGGUUGCUGAAGACAGCAUGUUAGAUUUGUUGGACUAUUGUUACAGGAAGUUGGCCUAUUUAACAGCAAGGUCUGAGGUGAUGGAUGAUGAAGAAGAGGAAACUAAAGCUGAUGAAAAGGCUACGAAUUUAGAGGAUCUUCAAAAGCAGAACAAGAAGAUGGACUUUGAUAUUAGUAUCAAAGCUGUAUCAAUUCUCAGAUAUAUAACAGAUCAUCUAUCUACUCUUCCCCUGAGUGUGAUGACACGGCUUCUAAACACACAUGACGUUCCUAUCUUGCUUGUUCAGUUGGUUGAAAAUCCUCCAUGGACGAGGGACAGAGGGGGCCACGUGAUGAAGUAUGUUGACAACAAAUGGCAGGAGUUUUCUCAUCAAGACAGCAUGAAACUAUCAAAAAUCGAAGGACAGGUUUGGUUGACGCUGUACCAUUUGCUAAUGGACCAAGAUUGUCAGAGGAAAUAUGAACUUGAUGAUCACAAAAAGAAUUCGAUUCUCAAGUUGCGUCGCUACCUGACGGAAGUGAUGCUGGACCAGAUACCCGCCCUUGUCGACAUGCAGCGGUACCUAGAAACCCUCUCGAUGAUGGAACCUCCAGUAGCGAAACGGGAGUUAGUUCUAGAACAGGUGCCGGAGAUCCGUGACCGCAUCCUGAACCAGUAUGCUGGUAAAUGGAAGACCAUAGCCAAGAAACAAGCCAAGACAUUCUUCUCUCCUACAGUUGCUAGUAUGAAAGCUCAAGCAGAAAGACUUGCUGCUACCUACAACUUUGACGUGCUGGAAGGAUUACUGUCAGAGCCACCGAGAUGCGUGGUGUGUGGAGAACAGGCCACCAAGAGAUGCUCACGCUGCCGGAAUGAAUGGUACUGCCGAAGAGAGUGCCAAGUAGGACACUGGCCCAAGCACAAGACUGCCUGCAACUUGGUGCAAGAAACGAAUAAGAAAGCUGAAGAGAUGGUCAAGAACUCAAGCUGAUGAAGAGACUUACAAAUCUAUUUAUAUAGAAGCAUCCAACCAUCCAUUUCAUACAGGUUCAAAAUUGGGUUGAGUUAUUGUCAUAUCUGAUGCAAUGUACAAUAUUUGUGCAAGAAAUCAAUCUACUGAAGUUUAAAACCGUCCAUUUUGCCAUCUCUGUGUUUAAUAUGUUUCCGUCCGAUUUUGAUAAUUACUGGGAUGUCAAGUGUGUUUUCAUAUUAUAGCUUUUGAUAAAUAAAUUUA
Lineus longissimus is the source of this 1663-nucleotide messenger RNA. RefSeq names its product zinc finger MYND domain-containing protein 10-like. Bases 65 to 1420 code for a protein of 451 amino acids. The transcript has 13 exons. The record is from RefSeq and is a predicted model, not a curated record. Gene Ontology annotation, cellular component: cytoplasm; centriolar satellite. Gene Ontology annotation, biological process: outer dynein arm assembly; inner dynein arm assembly; motile cilium assembly. NCBI's taxonomy places the organism in Eukaryota, Metazoa, Nemertea, Pilidiophora, Heteronemertea, Lineidae.